Messenger RNA from Lasiodiplodia theobromae, 1803 nucleotides. Its product is annotated as Het domain protein. Lineage: Eukaryota; Fungi; Ascomycota; Dothideomycetes; Botryosphaeriales; Botryosphaeriaceae. The record is from RefSeq and is a predicted model, not a curated record. The transcript has a single exon. Bases 1 to 1803 code for a protein of 600 amino acids.
AUGACCUCCACCGAAAGUGCCCAGUAUCACCAAGCAUUCACCGACCUCCGAUUAGAAUCCGCCUCCCAAAUUCGUCUGGUCGAGUUGCUUCCCGGACCACUGCACAGCCCAAUCGUCUGCAAGCUCAAGCGAGUUCAAUGUGACGAAUCUCUCGAGUACAAUUGCCUCUCGUACACGUGGGGCAGCGACGCAGACCCGAUCAUCAUCCAGCUCAAAGCCGAGGGCGGGAACGUAGCGGAUAUCAGCGUCACUCGCAAUCUCGGCAUCGCAUUACGGCACUUACGACAAGAGGACGGGCCGCGAACCCUGUGGAUCGACGCGCUGUGCAUCAACCAGAAUGAUGUCGAGGAAAAGAGACAGCAAGUUGCGUUGAUGCCGGUGAUCUACGGAAGCGCCGACCGUGUGCUGGUGUGGCUCGGCCCUGGGACGCAUGGCAGUGACAAGAUCAUGGAAGAGUUUGAAAAACACGAAAGCCAGGAGGAUUUUGGCGAAAGGCUGUUCGAAGAAAAGAAUGCCAGACUACGUCGAGCUUUGGAGGCACUGCUGGAGCGGGAUUACUGGAGUAGAGCUUGGGUUGUGCAGGAGAUCUUCAAAGCCAAAGAAAUCACUUUACUCUGUGGCCAAAAGUCGGCCUCAUGGACAAGCGUCACAUCCUCCAUGGCAGCAUUUGUCCAGAAGCGAAUAGAAAUGAUGAACCAAACAGAGGGACCUACGGUGGUCAGCGACAGAACGGUGGCCAUGAGGCCGCAAACAUUGGACACGCUUGGUCAUUUAUCCACUUAUCGACUUUAUCCAGAGCAUGAGAGGGGGCCGUUAUGGCUUUUUCAGAUGCUCCUUCGACUUCGGCAUUUCAAAUGCAAGGACCCAAGAGAUAAAAUCUUCAGCCUCCUUGGCCUUGUGGACCCGGAGAGUCUUCUUACAGACCAUUCUCAGCGACCGGCCAUCUAUGUUGACUAUCAUCUGUCACAUCGUGAUGUGUCUACUCGGCUGUUCGAGUGGUGUGUCACUCCGAAUCCCCAAAAAAGACUGUCACCGGAGGGGCAUGGUGGUAUCCUGAAUAUCUUGUGCGCGAGCCAGCCUGCUCAGUCAGACCAGUUCCCGUCCUGGUUGCCCGACUUCUCAAAGGAUGAUGGGACCUCUCCUUGGCCUACAUUCCCCUUGCAGGCGCAGGCCAGGUUUCCGUGCGAGAAGCCGACAUUCUCCGAUGACUACUCAGUCCUCUCGAUUAAAGCCCGGAGAAUCACCGUGCUUGAGGAGCAUGGUAUGACCAGCAGAUUUGACGACUGCCAUGCGGCUGACGAUAUCGGCCUACUGGCCCGUCUGCAUGCAUGCAUGGAGCUGUCAUUGGAAUUUAAGCUGGGUUUAGGCAUUAGGAGGACUUCGUUCUGGGACGUGCUUGUGCUGGGGGGGCACAGCGCAGCCCACGUCCUCAGCUAUCUCAUCCUCGCACAGCCCAGGGUCAACUUUCGCGACCCUGUGUCAGUAGAGGAAGCGCUCAAGGUCGGCAUCAGCAAACAGGUCGGGGGAGUGAUCCUCUUCAUCAACGACUUCCGACAAAAGUCGUUCCGGAGACGUUUCGCUUUCGUGAAUCUUGAUGGCCGCUAUUACGGCGCGAUGGUACCCGCUGCCGCUCAGCCAGGAGAUGUUGUUUACCUGCUAGGAGAUUGUGACUAUCCUGUCCUUCUCCGUAGCGAGAAUUCACAUCCCGGCAAAUUUGUUUUCGUUGGGCCUUGCUGCAUACCUGACUGGAAGGUAGGGUCCGUGGACGGAUAUGGAGAAAUCGAGACGGUGUCUUUAAGCUAG